Messenger RNA from Stylonychia lemnae, 1209 nucleotides. Lineage: Eukaryota; Ciliophora; Spirotrichea; Sporadotrichida; Oxytrichidae. The record is from the annotation of a GenBank genome assembly.
AUGUCAGAUAAUCAAUUCACAAACUUCAUAAAGAGAAUCUAUUUGUCUAAUCGAUAUUUUUAUGUCCUAGUUCUGAUUGCUAUCUCAAUAUCAAUUUUAGUUAUAGUAGCUCUAACCUUUCAAGAAUAGCAAGAUUAAGUAUAACUUAUUCUUGAGGACGAACUAGAGUAGCUGAAAUUCUAAUUUACUGGUUUCUUAAAUUAAUACAACAAAGGCUAUAAAACAGCUCUAUAGUUCAAAUCUGGGCUUAGCAAUUUUCAAAAGAAUAAGGUCUCAAUAGAAUAACUAAAUAAAGGUUCUAAAGGUGAUUUAGUAUUAGGUUUGAAUUAGUUUUCAGACUAAUCACUCGAAACUUUUAAGAGUAAGAUUUUAAAACUACAAAGUCCCUCAGAACAGUAUAGGGGCUAAUAACUUAACAAUUAGAAUACAGAUACUCUCAAUUAAAGUUAGCCCAACACUACUUCUACAACUAAUGCUAUUAAUAAGAAUACUAAAAAUAUAGCUAGUAAUGAAUCUCCUUUACAAACUCCUUUGAUAUAAUUGCCUGCAAAUUUUGAUUGGAGAACAAAAGGGGUAGUAACACCAAUUAAAGAUUAGUAAUCAUGUGGAAGUUGUUACUCUUUUGCCUCAACGGCUGUAAUCGAAUCUAUUCUACUUAUAAAAGACCCAGUCAAGAAUUUUAAGAUAGAUUUAUCAGAAUAGUAAUUGAUUGACUGCAGCUUUGCAGUUGGUAAUAAUGGUUGUAACGGUGGGCACAUGACCAAUGUUUAUUAUUAUCUUUAAGAUAUAAAGCUUGUGUCUGAAGAUUACUAUCCCUACACAGCUAUGGAGGAAAUUUGUCGUGCCUCAUUAAUUCCCUCAGGUGUUCUUAACAUAAAAGAAUUUUAUUAGGGCUCAUCAUCAAAUUCUACAUACAUAAAAGGGCUCUUAAUGAAGAACCCUCUUGCUAUAGGAAUAUCUGGCAAUAGUGACAUUUUCAGAUUCUAUAAAAAAGGAAUAAUCUCAUCAAGUCUAUGCGGAACAAAUAUAGAUCAUGCUGUAGUUUUAGUGGGAUGGGGAUAACAAGACAAAACCACAAACUACUGGAUUAUUAAGAACUCUUUUGGGACCAGCUGGGGUGAAAAUGGGUACGCAAAAAUAUUAAUGGAAAAUAAAACUAACUCUAUAUGUGGUAUUGGGAAAGAUAUUACAUACCCUAUUCUCAGGUGA